AUGAGCAUGAAUAAAAUACCUGACUUGAUGGAUAAACGAAAAUCGAUUGAUGAUGAUUUCGAGGAUGAAAUUAUGGAUCUGGAUUAUGAUUCAUUAAAACAUAUAUUCAUGUGUCUUACGGUACCUGAAAGGAUAGUCAUGGAAAACGUUUUGCCAAAAUGGAAACAGGCGUCUCGACGAUCAGGGUACAGUGUCAAAGAACACAAAUGUGAUGUGUCAAUUGAUGAUGAUUUUAAAAACCGUCUAUUGACACUAUCUUUUAACUUAAAUAAAUACAAAAAUCUUCAAAGUUUAACAAUACGUUCCUGCAAUCUGGAUGAUAUUAUUCAAGAUAUAUCAAAAAAAUCAACACUUGUUUAUCUCGAUAUUAGAGGAUCUUGGGCAUUGGAAAAAUCAUGGAUAUUCAAUGACUUAGUGAAUUUAGAACAUAUUGACUUGUUAGACUGUUGUAUGAUUGCAGAACAAAGCAUUUCAAAUGUAUUUUCACGUAUUGUAGAUACAUGCAAAAAUCUAAAACACGUUGAACUGCUUGCAUGCAUAAAUAACCCGAAUGAUUUACAACAUAUACCAGAACCUGCAAUUACACCUGAAAACUGCUUGACAAUUACAGCUAAAUCUGAAGCGGCAGCUAUAAUAAAAUUAACAGAAUUAGAGAAUCUUGAAUGUUUAAAAUUGUAUAAGCAGAAACUCACGAAAGAAUCAAUAAUUGCAAUUUCAAACAAUUGUAAAAAACUCAAAUAUUUGAAGAUUCCAUAUUGUAAAGUAACAUCUACUGAUCGUCAUGAGCGUCUUUCUUGUCCAUUUUUUCUUGAUGAUUUAUCAAAACUGCAGUAUCUUGAAUAUUUAGAUUUGUCAUGUAUUCGAAAACUUCAAGAUAGUACUAUUAUUCUAAUUGCUGAUAAAUGUAAAAACUUGAAAUAUUUAAAAAUAAAAGGGCGAAACGAACUUACUGAAAAUGCUUUUGAUGCUUUAACAAGCUUGAAAAAUUUGCAAAAAUUAGCGAUAGACGACAAUAUGGCUGUCACAAACAAUUUUGUUAAAAAAUUAAAAGGAUUAAGAUUUUUAAAUCUUCGUAAUUGCAUUAACCUCACGGAUGCUAGUAUCAUUCAGGUCAUCGAAAAUUGUCCAGAUCUCGAACGACUUACUCUCUCUUUCAUUGAUAAUAUUACACUUGAUACGAUUAUUGCUGCUGAUUUGGCAACAAAAAAUCGUAUAAAUGAUAUUGUUUUGCAUAUACGGAUCGAUGAUCAGACGCUUUAUGAAACUGCUAACUCUAAAAUUGAAUCUCAAUGGUUGUUAGUUGAGUAUUCACACACAUUAUGA
This is a messenger RNA of Aphidius gifuensis, 1323 nucleotides long. RefSeq names its product F-box/LRR-repeat protein 2-like. Bases 1 to 1323 code for a protein of 440 amino acids. Gene Ontology annotation, biological process: SCF-dependent proteasomal ubiquitin-dependent protein catabolic process. Gene Ontology annotation, cellular component: SCF ubiquitin ligase complex. The record is from RefSeq and is a predicted model, not a curated record. The transcript has 4 exons. Lineage: Eukaryota; Metazoa; Arthropoda; Insecta; Hymenoptera; Braconidae.